AUGACUGAUGAUCCAUAUGUCGAAAUACUCCAGAAAACCAUGCUGCCGUAUACCAGUGAAGAAAUUCCGCUUGUUUGGACGUUCCAGCAGGACAACGAUCAAACAAAGAGCGAAAAUAUCAAUGUUGAGAACAGCUCCCCUGACGAGGUUUCCGAGUUGCAAGCCGUUGGUUCUGUGACCAGCUUAAAUGAAAUUCACACACACCAGAGCACCGAAAAUAUCGUUGCCGAGGAUUAUCAGGCGCAACAACACCAACAACAACUGCCAUUACCGCAGCAACAACAGCAAAUAAUCCAGUCACCGCCAAAGCAGCAGCAACAACAGCAGCCAGCUCAACAACAAGCGUCAGCACAUUUCAAUGCACAAAAUGUUGUUGACAUGCCGCCCGUCAUCGUUGCGGCCACUGAAGUUUAUCACAAUCAGGAUGACAAUGUGCCAAAGGAGGAGCCGACCGAAGUGCCUGUGGCGACAGUGGCCCCAGCAGCAGCACCAGUAGCUGUUCAAGCGGCACCUCAGCAACAACAGCAGCAGCAACAGGCACCAACAGUGGCCGCUGUAGUGGCUGCGCAACCUGCCGCCACCGCUGUGGCAAGUGUUUCGACUGCCACCAAUGUGCCGACACAACAACAACAGAUACAGACUUCACCGCCUUUGCAGAAGUAUCAUCAUCAGCAACAGCAACAACAACAACAGCAGCAACCACACCAACAGACACACCCGAAACAUCAGCAACAAUCUUAUAAUCGUUAUGAUCAACAACAACAACAUCAUAACCAACAAUAUCACCAUCAACAAAAUCAUAGUUAUCAAUAUGAACAACGUAGGCCACAGCAAAAUUACAACAAUAAUCAAUCGCGUCGUAAAUACGAUUACAACAAUCAAUCGUACGCGCCGAACAAUAAUAACAAUAACAAUGGCAACAAUAAUAACGACUCGGCCAUUCAGACUACGAAGACAAUGUCUUGGACGAAUUCGAGUAAAAAGUCCACAGCAUCGGUGGCGGUUACUGCUACACCUAACAGCUACAACAACAGCAACAAUAGCAACAACCAAAAUAGAACAUAUGGUCAUUCCACCAGGACAUAUACCAAUCAUGGACAUAAUUAUCAGCAACAAUCGCACUACCAUCAACAACAUCAGCAGCAACAACAACAACACGGUGGCCACUAUAAUCAACCACAGAUGCGCAAUGCUGGCGGCAUGAAAAUGCCUCCAUCGCCGGUGAGCGGCAACAAUGCACCACCACAGUUCGGCAACAACAAUGCGAACGAACGCCGCAACAGCCAAGCCGAGCAGCCGAAAUAUGCGAACCAUGGCAAUAAUAGCUCAUACAACAACUACAACCAAUAUGCCAAUAACAGCGGCAGCAGCGCGACGAACAGCAGCAAUGUGAACAACGCAGGCGCGUCAGCUGCCACAUCUACGGCCAGCACCACAGCAGCGCCGCAACAUUUUCCACAACAACAUCAAGCACAGCAGCAGCAACAGCAACAAGCGCAAGCCGCACAACAACAUCAGCAACAAACAGCUGCGCAAGUAGCACAAAACCAGCCACAACAACAACAACAGCAAACGUUAGUUAUUGACAGCAAACAAUAUCCCGGCUUUACUAGCAGCAAGAAAGCUGCAGCUGCUGCCGCCGCCGCCAAUACUGCCGCCGCCACCACAACGCCAACCGCGAAUUCGGCGCCACCAAUCACAGCCAACACCAACACUACCGCGCCCAGCACACAAUCCUGGGCCAGUCUAUUCAACGACACCAACAACGCCAACGCCAGGUCCACAAGUGCCAGUGGUGCUCAGUCUGGCAGCAGCAGCAGCAACAACAGCAGUACAAAUGCCAACAUACAGAAUAGCAACUCCUCGCCCGCGUUGCCGCCACCAUUUUCAUCGAAAAAACCUGUUGCCAAAGUAGCGCCUUAUGAAUGCGUUGUUCCUGCGCCGGUGAAUCCCACACCGCCCGUGGUAUUGCCAGGCGCUAUGUCCUACUCGGCUGCCUCCGCGCAGGGUAUACCACCACAAGCACCCAGCGCAGCGAAGGCACUCGUCAAACCCGAACCACCAACGCCGACUGCGCGCGCCAAUCUAGACGAAUACACGCUGAAAUUCGCCGAUUUCCUCACAAAGUCAAAAACCGAUCUGUCCACAGUUAGCCUGCGUCCACGCGGUCUCACCAAUCCCUCGAACUACUGUUACAUUAAUUCUAUUCUGCAAGCGCUGCUGGGCUGCGCGCCAUUCUACAAUCUGAUUCGCUCCAUACCCAAGCAGGCGGCGGCUUUGUCCGAAGUACGCACGCCCACUGUCAAUGCGCUCAUUUCCUUUGUAUCGCAAUUCUCCACACUACCAUCUGGUAUGCGCUUGCGCACCAAUAAAGGUCCCAAAGGCAAAGACGAGUUGGGCAGUGAGCUGCAAUGCGAUUCGGCCUUUGAACCCAGUGACAUUUAUCGCUUAUGGGUCGAUAGCCGUGAGGAGUAUGUCGAGGGGCGUCAAGAAGACGCUGAGGAGUUCUUGAGCUAUGUGCUCAACAAGCUGAAUGAUGAAAUGUUGGAGGUUAUAAAAUUAGUUGCCAAACCGAAUGCUGAACAAAAUGGACGCAAUGAAGUUUCAGAGAGUGAGGAUGGCGAUGAGUGGCAGAUGAUUUGCAAUAACCGCAAUAAAGGCAGCGUCACACGUCAACAAGAUUUCGGACGCACUCCACUGAGUGACAUAUUCCGUGGUGAGUUGCGUUCGCGUUUGCAACGCGAAGGAGAACACUCUACCGAUGAUAUACAACCAUUUUUCACAUUACAACUCAACAUUGAGAAAGCCGCAUCGGUAAAGGAGGCACUUGAAAUACUGGUCGGUCGCGAUCAGCUCGAGGGUGUCACCGGCAGCAAGACCAAACAAGAGGUGGUAGCUUGGCAGCAAAUGACAUUGGAAAAGUUGCCAACAAUCUUGAUUUUGCACUUGAAAUGGUUCGAUUACCGCUCGGAUGGCUGCACGAAGAUACUGAAGAAAGUCGAAUUCCCAGUAGAUCUGAAGAUCGACGCAAAAAUACUCGCCUCCAAGAAGUACUCGAUGAAACAGCGCGCCUAUCGCCUGUUCGCCGUUGUCUAUCAUGAUGGCAAAGAGGCGACCAAGGGCCACUACAUCACCGACGUCUAUCACACGGGCUACAGCAGCUGGCUGCGUUACAAUGAUAGCUCCGUGAAACCGGUCAGCGAGAAUGAAGUUCUCUACCCGAAAACACCACGCGUGCCUUACCUAUUAUAUUACAGGCGUUGCGACACAAUGCCACAGCAGAACAACUCAACGACCGGUGGCCAAACCAAUGCGCACACAAAUGCGGCUGGUAAUCAUGGUGGCCGCGAUCGUGAUGGCAACAAGUAAAUGGGCGUGCGCGCAGUGUGUAAGGCGUGUCAAACACGCCUGCGAGUCAGUACAUACUAGGAAGUGGCCAAGCCAAAAUCCGAGCACGCAUGUGCCAUGCGGCAAUACGGAGUAUACAAACACACAACAACAACAACAACUAUUACAGUAAUAGCAACGAUCAGUCGCCGGUGGAGAGUAUAGACACUAUUACGUACAAAAAUGCAACAGGCAACGGAUUAUAGCGACAAACCGUUGCAAUGUAAGCCAACUGCUAGCAAAAAUAGUUCGAAGUAGAACACCGUGUAAUAUACACAUUUAUAUAUACAUAUGUAAAGGAAUAUAUAUAGUUUUUUUAAGUUUAUGCUAGAUAUUACGCAUGCAGUUAGGGCUAGCACUUGAAAAAUUAUAAACGCACGUAAAUAAUAACUUUUUAAGCAUUACUCUUAUUUGCAUUAUAUUACAACAAGAAAAAAAACGAUUGUUGCCUUUGAACAAAAAUUGUAUGGGUGAAUGUUGGUGGUAUGCGGGACAUCGAGAGAGUGAGCGAGUGUGCGCCUGCGUGACUGCUUUUACCGAGUUUUGGUUGCUUGCGACGCGUGCAGACGUGUAUUUUGUGAAAGAUAAGCACGUCUGUAGCCUAGCUCGUGAAGAGUACCCGUAGGAGGCAAUGUGGACCAUGUAUGGUGGCAUAUGUAAUAUAAUAUAUAUACAUAUACAUACAUAUAGUAGUAGUUUAAUGUAAACAAAAACUGAGCGCAUAUAAAUCGUGUAAAUAAACUAGGAUCAUGUACAAAUUACAUAUAUAAAAAAUGUUAGUUAAAUAAAACCGCUGCACACAUGUAUACAAAACCGUUUAGAAAAAAAAACAAACAACAAAAAAGCAUUGCAAAUAACUAAUAAUGGUUUUGGAAUUGAAUUAUUUCCAUUAUGAAAUAAUAAAUGAUGAAUAGCAAAAACAAAAACAACAACUGUAACAACAACGAAAUAAGUCAUAACAAAACAGUUUGUGAAGUUGAAAAUGUAAUGAAAUGAAUUAUGUCUGCUUUGUAAAUAAAAUAUAAAUAAAUAUGCAAUAAAUGUGUCGGCGCUUUUAGCAUCAUUGAAAUGCUUGAGUGCCCAUUGGACCAAGUAAAUACGUAUGAAAUGUA
Messenger RNA from Bactrocera tryoni, 4499 nucleotides. RefSeq names its product ubiquitin carboxyl-terminal hydrolase 10-like. Gene Ontology annotation, cellular component: nucleus; cytosol. Lineage: Eukaryota; Metazoa; Arthropoda; Insecta; Diptera; Tephritidae. The record is from RefSeq and is a predicted model, not a curated record. Gene Ontology annotation, biological process: protein deubiquitination; regulation of autophagy; DNA damage response, signal transduction by p53 class mediator. Gene Ontology annotation, molecular function: cysteine-type endopeptidase activity; cysteine-type deubiquitinase activity.